Messenger RNA from Hyphopichia burtonii NRRL Y-1933, 1050 nucleotides. RefSeq lists its product as uncharacterized. The annotation marks the transcript as partial. The record is from RefSeq and is a predicted model, not a curated record. The transcript has a single exon. Lineage: Eukaryota; Fungi; Ascomycota; Pichiomycetes; Serinales; Debaryomycetaceae.
AGGUAUUUAGAGAUUAUUAAAUUGUUGAAAUAUCACCAUCCGAUCACUAUAAAUGGGGUUCCAACAUCCAAGAUCACCAGUCCUUUGAAAGAAUAUAUCCACCAAAUGAUGACUAAUGAUGCAACGGUUGAUAUUUAUUUAUCAUUUCGACUUCAACCCAGUGAUCCUGAUUUCCCGUACGAUGUGGAGACGUUAAAUUUCAGUCUUCGAAUCCCAGGAAAUUAUCCUUAUCGGAAAGAUGCAUUACCUACGAUUGUUGUUUUGAACGAAGAAAUACCUCGAGGAUUUGCGGUUAAUGUCGAGGUUGGAUUCAAAAAAAUCGCCGGUAUUGCUAUUGCCGGAGAAAAGUAUGUGAUCAGUAGGGAAGAGGAAGACGAGGAGAUUGCCAUUGAUUUGGUGGAAGGUAAAGGGUUACUAUCGCAAAUCAAGACUCUUGAUAAGUAUUUAGAGGAAUUUUUAAAAGAAGAGAAAAAGCAAACAUUCAAGUUUAUAACUUUCAAAGAGGAUAAAAAGAAGAACGAAAUGCUCGCUAAACAAGAGCAAGAGCAGCAGAAGAGACAACAAGAGAAACUAAGACAGAAGAAGAUUCAUGAAGAACAACAACAGAAUAAAGAGGUUGAUGCCGGGGUCAUCAGAAGACGUAACGAGCUCAUUGAAGAAAUGAUGAACAAGCUAGGCUCACACCUCAAACUAUUCAGUAAGAACUCUAACGAAAAUAAGUACCAAGUUAGUAUACCGAUCUACGAGGGAGGAAUCCCCGAAUUAUGGAGAUUCAAUCGAGAAUUAAAAAUCAUCAUGCACAUCCCCAUCGACUACCCGGGCACCCCAGUGACGCUUUCGCCGUUGAACAACUUCAACACCAAUCUAAUGCUCAAGUAUAAGAAAUCCCUUGAAAAUCAGGAAUCCACCAAGUUAAUCUCGUUAGUGGAGGAAGCCAAAUUUUUCGAAAAAAAAAUGAUCUCCAACUUCAACAAGAGCAACUUUGCCCAACCGGCUCACCAGAACUUGGUCUACGUGGUGAACUACUUGGCCAACAACCUAGUCAAACUA